Helicoverpa zea (corn earworm) is the source of this 2804-nucleotide messenger RNA. RefSeq names its product cyclic AMP response element-binding protein B (gene CrebB). NCBI's taxonomy places the organism in Eukaryota, Metazoa, Arthropoda, Insecta, Lepidoptera, Noctuidae. The record is from RefSeq and is a predicted model, not a curated record. The transcript has 7 exons. Gene Ontology annotation, biological process: regulation of transcription by RNA polymerase II. Gene Ontology annotation, molecular function: protein binding; DNA-binding transcription factor activity, RNA polymerase II-specific; RNA polymerase II cis-regulatory region sequence-specific DNA binding. Bases 273 to 1142 code for a protein of 289 amino acids. Gene Ontology annotation, cellular component: nucleus; transcription regulator complex.
GGCCAUAUUGUUAUGACGCAUACAAGAUCAUAGGUCUCCGCCAGUGACGAGUCUUCUCACAGUUGACGUGGCUACUACGUACCAUCCCGUUCGCCCACUCCGGACGCAGCAUAGACGGUGACGAGGAAUACGUAACUGGAAUUCCAAGCCAACGAGAAACUUGUCACACUACCAGAGUGUUUAUAUUCUGCGAAAGAUAUCGCCUUGAGCAUGUCUGAAGAUCAAGGAAUGCACAGAAAGUUGACCUUGAAUUUUAGGUGACCUUAGUGGGCAUGGAUGGAAUGGUGGAAGAGAAUGGCACUUCAAGCGGUGCUGGUCCCACGGAUCCGCUGGGCAGUGCGAGCUCCUCUGCGGCCGCGUCUGCUCCCCACGUAGUAGCUGUCACGAGCAUUGUGCAACUCACUUUGCCAACCCAAGCUCCUUCUGCACAGGUCCAAUCAGUAAUACAACCUAACCAACAGUCUGUUAUUCAAACAGCCUCCAAUAUACAAUCUGUGCAGUUACCAAAAGGAAAUGUGAUUCUGGUCAGCAAGCCAAAUUCUGUUAUACACACAACACAGGGAACAUUACAAACAUUGCAGAUUAAACCGGAACCAAACACAAUCAUCAGCGCUCAAGGUCAAUCAUGCAGUGAUGAUAGUUGUAGCGGUGAUGAGAGUCCGAAGCGAAAAUACAGGGAAAUGCUGACCAGGCGUCCUUCAUACCGCAAAAUCUUGAAUGACCUAGGAGGUGCUGAAAUUGCUGACAAUCGCAUGGGAUCUAAACCAGGAAGCGAGAAUGAAGUGUCGCUGUCAUCUUCUUUAUCAUUUGCGCCAGUAAUUCCUGCUGGAGCUCUGCAAACGGAGAGUGGUUUACAUACACUGGCAGUAUCAGGAGGGGGGGCUGGCGGUGCAAUUGUUCAAUAUGCGACAAAUCAAGAUGAACAUUUUUAUGUCCCUGGUCCAUUGCUAGAAGAUCAAACGCGCAAACGUGAACUCCGGUUAUUGAAGAAUCGGGAGGCAGCAAGAGAAUGCCGUCGCAAGAAAAAAGAAUACAUAAAAUGUCUAGAGAACAGAGUGGCAGUGCUUGAAAACCAAAACAAAGCACUUAUAGAAGAAUUAAAAUCCCUAAAAGAAUUAUACUGUCAGCAAAAGACAGAAUGAGGUCCAGCUGGCUAAUGGGUGUGCCGCUGCCCUGCCAGAGAGCCUGUCAGCACAUAUUGCUACUGUACAGUCUGUGCUAAAGUGCUGCGUUCUGAUUUCCUUCAUUUGGCUCUCGACUUUAUAAGGAUUGCAAGUUUAAGAUUCUGUAUUUAGCAACUUAAGUCAAAUUGUUUAUGCAUUGAUUGAUCAACCCAUAUUUUCUUAAAGUAUUGUUAGAUUUGAUGUAUUGAAUUGUUAAUGUGUUUUGUAAUUUUCUAUUGUUGUUUUAAUAUCAUUUGUUUUAUUUUUAUGCAGUAUGUAACAAAUCGACACAAUAUAAGAAGCUGUUUAUGUGACUUUGAUUUAAAAAUAUACAUAUAUACAUAUGUACUAAGUACUAAAACAAUAUAAGUUGAAUUUUAAAAAAUCAGUAAUAGCUUUAUAUACCAUUCCAAAAUGUUUUAUAGUGUACAUUUCAAGCAAGUUCGACUUGGUGCCAUUUUUGGAGUCUGAAUAUUAUAUCCCUUCAUUUUUUAAAUCGAUUGAAAGAUUAGAUCAAUGGAAAUUAAUUUCUUCUGGAAGUGACUUAUGUUGUAUUGUGAUAUUUAACAUUUUCAAUUAUGACUACAAAUUACCGAUCCCUAAAAUGCACAAUUUAGCAAAGAUACUUAUUUGCAAUUAUUGUUUUAUAUAUUUUGCAUUCUCUUUAUGAAAUAACUUAUUAUGUUUAACGAAUGUUAUCCAGGAAUAUGUGGAAUUGUUUGCAUAUGGGAUGGUACAGUUGCAGUUUGGUUUAUUGGUAUUAUUUUCUGUACAUUGAAUCAGGCAUUUGUUGUUUUCAUGUUUGCAGUUGAAUGCUGCUAGUUAUCGUCACACGUGUCUGUGAUUGAAGAUACUGAAGUGAUACAUACAAUGUGUAAGCUGAUUAUUACCUUAUAUUUUUAACACCACUCAGGUGUGUUUAAUGGAUAAGCCAAAGUUAAUAUUUUUAGUUGUUUUGUGCAAUAUCCAUAUUGCAAUGUACAGUUGUCUAUUUUUUCUUAUGUGAACUAAUAAAUGAUACAUACCUUUACUAAAUGAAAAUAAAAAAUUUGUACAUUGUGUAUAGAUGAACAUUAUUGUAAAAAAGAAUGUAUAAAAAAUCUUUGUAUAUAUACUAGUGUAAUAAUGUGGAUGAGAAAUGUUUUAAUUAUCUAUCAGAUUUGUGUAGUACCCAUUAAGUAAAAUAUAAAUAUUUGGGAUAAGCGCAUGUUAUUUAGUCGUAUACAUUAUACGAUUCUUCAGUUCCAUCAUCCACAUCGUAAUAUACACAUAUAUAUUUUGUUUUUGUGAAUGGGUAAUUUUAGCUGACUACCAGAGUUAAAAUAAGAUUUUAUAUAUUUUAUUUGCCAUGAUUGAGUUAUAUCUUUUUAUUAAUAAUAGAUUAUGACAGUAUCAAAUACAAAGACUUUGUUUACUGAUUAAAUAAACUGAAAUGUAAAGAAAGAUCAGAUAUAACACUUGUUAUUAUUUAAUAUAAAACUAUGUAUUUGGUAUAUAUCAUUCAUGGCAAAUGACUUAGCAUUAAUGAUAGACAUUGUGGAAAGUGCCUUUACUUAGAAUGAAUAAAAUUUAUACCAACAUAGCUCUUUAUGUUAACUUAAUGCUAUUUAUAAAAUUAAUAAUAUUAACUGUUUGAUGUAA